GUGCAGUUUUGGGGACUGUGGCCAGUGUGCUGGCAAAGACUGUAAGUGCAUUGCUUUCGCUUUUCCUCGGCCGAUUGUUUGGAAAGGCAUUAGGCUUGGAGUUUCCCGCCGCCUUGCAGCGGCACAUGGCCGCCGUGCAGAAACGGCCGCUAAAGGCACUUUUCCUGGCGAGGCUGGCUCCAAUCUCCACUGGAGUGAAGAACUACGCUUUGGCUCUGCUGCCACCUGAGGAUGUACCCUUGCUGCCGUACACAAUUGCAGUUAUUGCUGCAAACCUCGUUGUCACCACUGGUGUUUGCAUCCUUGGAGUCCGGAUCUAA
Cladocopium goreaui is the source of this 320-nucleotide messenger RNA. The record is from the annotation of a GenBank genome assembly. NCBI's taxonomy places the organism in Eukaryota, Dinophyceae, Suessiales, Symbiodiniaceae.